GCUACGUGAGAUGCGUAGCCGAUGCGGUUCACGUUUGUGAUGCCUAUGUGUAACCGGCCUUCACAACUUCCGGAUUCCUUGCAUAUUCUCGCCGGCUAGAGGUGACGAACUGUCCGAAUUGCAUCAUCUGUUCGCGGUUCAACGAGGACUGCUGAUCUGUAAACUCUGUGAACCGAUAUUCCAAAGAAAAUGGACUCUUUUAGAGGAGACAGGGAAACCAGCAAGGAUGAGGAAAUUAUAAAACAAAGUAUAGGACGUGGACGUGUUUGGUCACAGUUAGAUUCAUGCAGGGGACUCAGACGACCACACAGUGUACUAACUGCUAGUCAAUCCAGUAUAAAAUUCGACUCUUCGUCAUCUACAGUGUCGACACAGCAUAAUCAGGAAGAGAAGAAAUUUGCGCUAUCGCCACAGGCAGCAGAAUUUAUUCCAAAAUCCAUGCUGCCUCAGGUUUUUAAGUCGCAGUCUCCUUUGGUGAAGUCUCCUCUAGCAGAGCCUAACGUAUAUCUGCCUCCUCAAUCUACCCACCAAUAUCAAACGAGUUGCAUACAAGACAGGAUCAGAAUAGCUCGUGAAAUACCACCAAAUGUAUCUGUACCUCCGUCGUUUGCGGAUGAUAGUACUCUAGAAGACACUUUGGAGCAGCAAUGCAAUAUACAAGACACAGACGUAGGAAAUUAUAAUAAUUAUGGAUAUGAUCAAGAUGAUAGAGAGAAACAACAAAAUGAAAAGGAAGAAGCAUACAACUUAGAAACUUAUGAACAUCUCAAUAAAAUUAUCACCAUUUUAAUUAUGAAUCCUGCCGAGUUCACCAAUCUAGUUCCACCAUUUAUGGACAAGCUUAGGUUGAGUGGAAAUAUGCGUUGCUUGCAGUUGGUUAUCACAACCAUAAUCGAAUGGUCUAUAGCGGAAAGUAAUUUUCGAUAUAAUGGAGCACGAUUAUGUAAAUAUUUCGAUACCAGCUUAGAAGAUUCCAAAGAGAUGUAUAUGUUUUCCAAAGAGUUGUUCAGGGAUUUGUUGUGCUUCCAAUGUAAAUUGGAGACCAGAUUACUCGAAUCUGAAUGGCUUAAGCAACCCGAGGAGCAACGAGACCAACGGAAAUGCAAUGGACUGAUAUUGUUUUUAGCAGAGUUGGUCGCUCAGAUGGAUGAGUCUUAUGCUUUCAUUUUAGGAGAACUUUUGGUAUUGUUUAUUACUAGGGUACUGCAAAGACCAGCAUCGAGUUCUGUUAAAUAUAUAUGCCAAGCGCUCAAAUUGGCGGGUCACGUGUUGGAGAAAGAUAAAAGCAGGAGUAAAGACAUGGAGAAUAUGAUGCGGGCGCUAACGGAACUCGUGAAUAAUGGGCAAGUUGAUACGCAUGUAGGAAACAUGGUAAACAGUGUUCACGAAUUACGAAAGGAUUGGGGUAGAAACGCGUCCAAUUAUGAUUCUUCUGGGUCGAGUCAUGCGUUAUUUAACGAUGUGCAGCGACAAUCUGAUCAAUUGGGUGCGUCUAAUUAUCAUUCACCUGAAUCGUUGAAAAUACAGCACCAAGUACCGGAGAAAAUACACUUUAACCAACCAGUGAUGUACGGUCCUGACGGCUCGAUUCUGUCUGCGGAGGAAAGUGAAUUUCUUGAGCAACAUGUAAAAGCUGAUUUAGAUGAUCAAGGGACAUCUGAAGAAGAACCCGAUGAUAAUUAUGACGAUGAAAUUGCGACUGCUUACGAAGAGUUCUUAAGAGAUGCAAAGUGCAAAUAAAAUUCAAGACAGUGAAUAUAAUCUCGCACAAAUGCAUUGAAAAAAAGAGUA
Molecule: messenger RNA, 1791 nt
Organism: Mycetomoellerius zeteki
Lineage: Eukaryota; Metazoa; Arthropoda; Insecta; Hymenoptera; Formicidae
Product: Poly(A) binding protein interacting protein 1
Exons: 9
Coding region: 190-1740 (516 amino acids)
Biological process (GO): regulation of translational initiation
Molecular function (GO): translation activator activity
Source: RefSeq, a predicted model, not a curated record